AUGCAACACCUCUCUGCACUUGAUAUCGAGACAAUUUCUGCUAUGUCUGCUGUUCCAACUGCCAUCACCGACCUUCAGCGAGUUUCAUCCCGACUACACUUCGCACUGGGCAAGAUCGGAACCUUUUCUAACGUCGUCACGAAGAUCACUCGAGGUGCUCACCGCUCAAUUGCCCAUCCUCGCAUCUGCUCAGCUUCACGCACUCUUAUUCGGCUGGCCUCUGCCUCUAUAAUCCUUGCACUCUCUUUGGUUCGCCAUGCAAAGGGCAAUCUUGAUACAAGCGAGUGCAUUGGACGCUAUCAGCGCAUCUUGCAGGACCUGGAGAGUGCCGUAGAAGAUGUGGAUAAACUGGAGUAUGAGGCUGAGAGGGAAGGAUAUAUUCCUAUUCCAGAGGACUUUCUUUCCGGGCCAAGGAGCGAUAACAUCCGUAUCUACAAAGAGUGUCAGUGUUCAUGCCACCUCAAGCCACGCUCGAUGCCUGUAUUUCCACCUGGAAGUAUAUUCGGACCAUCCGGCUUUGCAGGUCAUGGGAGGCACGAUCAUCCGGUGGGCAAGAUGCCAAUGGAGGAGGCUGUCAAGUAUUUGAAGUCCAUUGGCCAUGUUUAA
Messenger RNA from Laetiporus sulphureus 93-53, 606 nucleotides. RefSeq lists its product as uncharacterized. The coding region runs from base 1 to 606 and encodes 201 amino acids. NCBI's taxonomy places the organism in Eukaryota, Fungi, Basidiomycota, Agaricomycetes, Polyporales, Laetiporaceae. The transcript is spliced from 2 exons. The record is from RefSeq and is a predicted model, not a curated record.